This is a messenger RNA of Orussus abietinus, 1126 nucleotides long. It is a transcript of the gene Ho, whose product is annotated as heme oxygenase 2. The coding region runs from base 293 to 1033 and encodes 246 amino acids. Gene Ontology annotation, biological process: heme oxidation. The transcript has 3 exons. Gene Ontology annotation, molecular function: heme oxygenase (decyclizing) activity. Lineage: Eukaryota; Metazoa; Arthropoda; Insecta; Hymenoptera; Orussidae. The record is from RefSeq and is a predicted model, not a curated record.
CCCAACUCAUCUCUGGCUUAUAAGCUCUCUCUUAUAAGCAGAGUCACCCUGCUUUGGACACCACAGUUCAUGCCUAUAAGAAUUGACGAAUUAUCCGAUACUUUCUCCAUCUGGUGGAUAUUUGAGAAGCUCAUAAAGUACACGUGACUGCGUCAAUGCCAGACGUCAAACGGCGCAGAACGCGAGGACAGUUGCUGACGUUAGUGUUUGACUUGGCGAGUGAACGUGAGAUGUCAUUGAAGAGACGACAGUGAAUUCUCUCUUUGAUAAAGAUAUUGUUAUAACGAAAACAAUGGCUGUUACGGAAACGGACGCUUUCUCCCAAAAAAUGCGACGCGCCACGAGAGAAAUACACGCUGUCAGUGAUGCUCUGGUAAAUGCUAAACUAGUACUUGGAUUUUCAGACAAUGCAGUAUGGGCGGAUGGUCUGCUCGUCUUUUACGAAAUCUUUCGAUUUCUAGAAGGAGCAAUGGUUAGGUUAAAAGACACUAAAGUUGGAUUAUUCAGAAUACCAGCUCUUCAGCGGACGGAAGCAUUCGAGCAAGAUCUUGAAUUUUAUUUAGGAAACGGAUGGAAGAAGAACUAUGCUCCAAGGGAAAGUGUCAUUAAAUAUCUGAUGCGAUUAAGAGAAGUGGAGGACACGGAUCCAAUGCUAUUAAUGGCAUAUAUCUAUCACCUUUAUAUGGGUCUUCUCAGUGGUGGGAUUAUUUUGCGUAAAAAGAGACAAUUUAUACAAAAGUUCUUACCAAAUAAAAGUAUUAAAAGUAAUAGUGGUGACAAAAUAACAGAUUUUGGUGAUGCGAAUAUCUUUGAACUAAAGAGUGAACUUCGCAGUACGUUGAAUAGAAUAGCAGAAACCUUGGAUGAGGACACGAGAAAUAAACUUAUCGAAGAGAGCGGAAUUGUCUAUACAUUAAAUAAUGAAAUUAUUAGAAGUGUCAAAGGAGCAAAUACUGUAGUAAUUAAGAAAGCAAUCUAUUUCAUUAGUAUAUUGAUCCUCAGCUUUCUAGUCUUCUUAGCUGUAUCAAAGUGAAUUUCAUGCUAGCAAUAUUCUCUUCAUUCCAGUUGUAUGUAAAUACUUACAAAUUAUUCUGAUCUUCAUAAAUAAAUUAUGACUAUUUUUUUA